Molecule: messenger RNA, 508 nt
Organism: Sinocyclocheilus grahami
Lineage: Eukaryota; Metazoa; Chordata; Actinopteri; Cypriniformes; Cyprinidae
Product: ragulator complex protein LAMTOR3-like
Exons: 6
Coding region: 155-508 (117 amino acids)
Biological process (GO): positive regulation of TOR signaling; cellular response to amino acid stimulus
Cellular component (GO): Ragulator complex
Source: RefSeq, a predicted model, not a curated record
UGCACGGACUCUCCUUGACGUUUGAACGGAUAUUACGUACCCGGAAAGGCUUGUGUUUUGUCUCAUGUGAUGAUCGCACAUAAACAAGUGAGGAACUUUUUAUAAAACCGGGUUAAAUUUAAGGGUGCAGCAGGCGAUCUACAUAGUCAAUCUAAUGAAUAUGGCAGACAAUCUGAGGAGUUAUUUGUAUAAACAACUGCCAAGUGUUGAAGGACUCCAUGCAAUAGUGGUGACGGAUAGAGAUGGAGUCCCUGUAAUCAAAGUUGCCAAUGACAAUGCUCCUGAAUAUGCACUGCGGCCAGCGUUCCUGUCCACCUUUGCUUUGGCAACUGACCAGGGCAGCAAGCUGGGCUUGUCCAAAAAUAAGAGCAUCAUUUGUUACUACAACACAUACCAGAUUGUACAGUUUAAUCGAUUACCCUUAGUCAUAAGUUUUAUCGCCAGUAGUAAUGCUAACACAGGUGAGUCUCCACAGGUAGUACAAAAACCACUGAGAUGCUUUAAUUGA